AUGGUCCAUAGGAACAAUAAUAAUUCCAAGUCUAACUUGGGUAAUACUACAAGCUCAUUAAUGGAAACUGAGCCCUACGAAUUGCAUGAUCGUGCUUCUUCUGCAAAACAAGAUUUAUAUGAAUAUACAGGUAAGAAUAAUAAAAAGGGUGACAAUACAUUUGAAGUAACGCAAUAUGAAGACGAGGAUAAUGAUACCAAUGGAUUUAUAGAUAAUAGCGAGGAAGCCAACGACAGUGAUAAUGCUGUUAAUAACACUGGUCUUGAGACUAGCAACAAUGAUAACACUGAAGGUAUGCAAAUUCACCCGUUGAAUGAUGAAGAUGAUACAUCCGUUAUAAUAACAUUCAAUCAAAAAAUGUCCCCCUUUGUCUUGGUCUUGACUUUUGUUGCCUCCAUCUCUGGUUUCAUGUUUGGUUAUGAUACAGGUUAUAUUUCCACUGCCUUGAUUUCUGUUGGUACGGAUUUAAGUCACAAGUCUUUGACUUAUGGUAAUAAAGAAAUCAUCACUGCAGCUACCUCGCUAGGUGCAUUGAUCACUUCAACAAUUGCUGGGUUGAGCGCUGAUUAUUUCGGAAGAAGACCAUGUUUGAUGUUUUCCAAUUUAUUAUUCCUUAUCGGUGCCAUAUUACAGGUCACAUCCUUUUAUUUCUGGCAAAUGGUUGUCGGUAGAUUUAUCAUGGGGUUUGGUGUUGGAUUUGGUUCAUUGAUUGCACCCUUGUUUAUUAGCGAGAUUGCGCCUAAACAUAUUAGAGGUCGUUUAACUGUUAUUAAUUCUUUGUGUUUAACAGGUGGCCAGUUAGUCGCAUAUGCUAUUGGUGCUGGUUUGAGUAAAGUUCACAACGGGUGGAGAGGUUUAGUUGGUAUCAGUAUGUUUCCAUCCUUAGUUCAAUUAGUUAUGUUUAUCUUUUUACCAGAUACACCACGUUAUUACGUUAUGAUUGGUAAUUUAGCCAAAGCCAGGGAAGUCUUAAAGAAAAGUUACGUCGAUGCUUCUGAAGACAUUAUCAAUGAGAAAAUCAAAGAAUUAGUUGAGUUGAACAAAUCCAUUCCUGGUAAAAACAUUUUGCAGAAAGGUUGGAAUACAGUUAAAGAGUUGCACACGGUCCCAUCUAAUUUUAGAGCAUUAAUCAUUGGUUGUGCUUUGCAAGGGAUGCAACAGUUUACUGGUUGGAAUGCCUUGAUGUAUUUCAGUGGUACAAUUUUUGAAAGUGUUGGUUUCAAAGAUAGUGCUUCUGUCUCAAUUAUCAUUGCUGCCACCAAUUUUGUGUUUACUACAAUUGCUUUUUUCGUUAUUGAUCGUGUCGGGCGUAGAUUUAUCUUGUUGCUGGGUAUGCCGUUUAUGAUUACUUUUUUGGUUAUCAAUGCCAUUGGUUUCCAUUUCCUUAAUAUGAAAUUUGUGGGCAAUGAUGUUAUCGUGGAAAAUGGUGGGUUUUCUGCAUGGAGGAUUGUGAUUAUUGUUAUGAUGGUUGCUUUUGCAGCAUCAUACGCUAUAGGUAUUGGUACUGUUCCAUGGCAACAAAGUGAGUUGUUUCCACAAGCUGUUAGAGGUGUUGGUACUUCCUACUGUACAGCCACUAAUUGGGCUGGGUCUUUAAUUAUUUCGUCCACAUUUUUGACUAUGUUGAAGACUAUUACUCCAACCGGGACUUUUGCUCUUUUUGCUGCAUUUUCUACGGUUUCAUUAAUUGGUGUUUAUUUCUGUUAUCCUGAAUUAAGUGGAUUAGAAUUAGAAGAGGUUCAAUUGGUAUUAACUGGCGGGUUCCAAAUCAAAGCAUCUACACAAUUGGCAAAGAGAAGAAAAAGAGAGCAUGCCGAUAUGGUGGCCAGACACCAACGUGAAUUGGAGAAUGGUAUCGGUGAUGACCCUGAUGGAAAUGUUUGGGUUACUAAAGAAAAACCAACCGAUGAAAUUAUUGAGUCAAAUAUAUAG
Messenger RNA from Saccharomycodes ludwigii, 1932 nucleotides. It is a transcript of the gene ITR1, whose product is annotated as myo-inositol transporter ITR1. Gene Ontology annotation, cellular component: membrane. NCBI's taxonomy places the organism in Eukaryota, Fungi, Ascomycota, Saccharomycetes, Saccharomycodales, Saccharomycodaceae. Gene Ontology annotation, biological process: transmembrane transport. The transcript has a single exon. The record is from RefSeq and is a predicted model, not a curated record. The coding region runs from base 1 to 1932 and encodes 643 amino acids. Gene Ontology annotation, molecular function: myo-inositol:proton symporter activity.